Messenger RNA from Spea bombifrons (plains spadefoot toad), 2023 nucleotides. RefSeq names its product malic enzyme 1 (gene ME1). The record is from RefSeq and is a predicted model, not a curated record. Gene Ontology annotation, molecular function: malate dehydrogenase (decarboxylating) (NAD+) activity; malate dehydrogenase (decarboxylating) (NADP+) activity; NAD binding. NCBI's taxonomy places the organism in Eukaryota, Metazoa, Chordata, Amphibia, Anura, Pelobatidae. Bases 80 to 1849 code for a protein of 589 amino acids. The transcript has 14 exons. Gene Ontology annotation, cellular component: mitochondrion. Gene Ontology annotation, biological process: malate metabolic process; pyruvate metabolic process.
CCAAGAUUAAUUACAAGUAACAUUUAGUCUUGUUUCAGCUUAAAUAAAAGUUACACCCCCAGGUGACAGAUUCUAAAAAAUGGCUUCUCAGAGAGUCUCAGGAAAAGUGGAGCAGAGCAGCCAAGUUUUGGAGGAGCAGAAUGACCACCAAACUUUCCUGUACACAAGGAAGAGAGGCUAUGACAUCACUCGAGACCCUCAUCUUAACAAGGGUAUGGCCUUCUCCUUAGAGGAGCGUCUGCAGUUGGGUAUUCAUGGACUGCUGCCUCCUUGCUUCCUCAGUCAAGACGUGCAAGUUCUAAGGGUGCUUAGGAAUUAUGAACGCCAGAAGUGUGAUCUUGACAGGUAUAUUUUAUUGAUGGGACUUCAAGAUCGGAAUGAGAAGCUUUUCUAUAAGGUCCUAACUUCAGACAUUGAAAGGUUCAUGCCUAUCGUAUAUACUCCAACUGUGGGCCUGGCAUGUCAACAAUAUGGCCUUGCAUUUCGCAGACCAAGAGGCCUCUUCAUUACAAUCCAUGAUCGUGGUCAUAUUUCCACAUUGAUGAAGUCAUGGCCGGAGAAUAAUAUUAAGGCGGUUGUGGUGACAGAUGGAGAGAGGAUCCUCGGUCUUGGAGAUCUGGGUAGUUAUGGUAUGGGCAUCCCCGUCGGUAAACUGGCACUUUACACAGCAUGUGGAGGAGUAAAGCCCCAGGAGUGUCUGCCUGUCAUGCUGGAUGUGGGCACUGAUAAUCAGGAUUUAUUAAGGGAUCCCCUAUAUAUUGGAUUAAGACAUAAAAGGAUUAGAGGAAAACCUUAUGAUGAUCUGUUGGAGGAGUUCAUGAAAGCUGUGACAGACAGGUAUGGUAUGAACUGUCUUAUUCAGUUUGAAGAUUUUGCCAAUGCCAACGCAUUCCGGCUCCUGAAUAAAUAUCGUAAUCAGUACUGCACGUUCAAUGAUGACAUCCAAGGUACCGCAGCAGUAGCAGUCGCUGGGCUUCUUGCAGCCUUGCAAAUAACAAAGACCAAGCUGUCUGAUCACACAGUGCUGUUCCAAGGAGCAGGAGAGGCUGCUAUGGGAAUCGCUGACCUAAUAGUUAUGGCAAUGGAAAAAGAAGGGACUCCCAAAGAUGAGGCAAUAAAGAAGAUAUGGAUGGUGGAUUCCAAAGGAUUGAUAGUAAAGGGCAGAACAUCUCUAACGCAUGAAAAAGAACGCUUUGCCCAUCCACAUGAAGAAAUGAAAAACUUGGAAGACAUAGUCAAAAAUAUCAAACCCAGUGCUCUUAUAGGUGUGGCAGCUAUUGGAGGUGCAUUCACUGAGCAAAUAAUUAAAGAAAUGGCUGCCCUCAACAACAGGCCAAUCAUAUUUGCCCUGAGUAACCCGACAAGCAAAGCAGAGUGCACUGCAGAGCAAUGCUAUCGUCUGACUGAGGGACGUGGAAUUUUUGCAAGUGGAAGUCCAUUCGAUCCUGUCACUCUCCCAAAUGGACAAACCUUGUAUCCUGGGCAGGGCAACAAUUCCUAUGUGUUUCCAGGAGUGGCCCUUGGAGUUACUGCAUGCGGAAUGAGACACAUAAGCGACGAAGUCUUCCUCACCACUGCGGAAGUCAUAGCUCAGCAGGUUUCUGCCAAACACUUGGAAGAGGGGCGUCUGUACCCACCAUUACAAACCAUACAGGAGGUCUCCGUUAAGAUUGCUGUCAAGCUUGUAGAAAAUGCCUACAGAUUUAACACAGCAUCUGUUUUCCCCGAGCCUGAAAACAAGGAAGAAUUUGUUCGAUCUCAAAUGUACUCCACAGAUUAUGAUCAGUUUGUGGUGGAUUCCUACUCAUGGCCAGAGGAAGCAAUGAAAGUGCAGACAGUGACAAUCUAGAUGUGACAUCAAAGCAGGCAAAUACCAGAUUGAUUUACAUAUUUUCUAAAGCGAAGUAUAAGUGAAUUUAUUAAAGGGAAUCUUGUGAAGUCACAAUGAAAUAUUUUGGAUUUUACACUGAAAAAGGGUUUUGUUUGUAACUUGAUGUUAAAAUAAAGAUGAUAUUGCACAGAA